Cadophora gregata is the source of this 1302-nucleotide messenger RNA. RefSeq lists its product as uncharacterized. The record is from RefSeq and is a predicted model, not a curated record. Gene Ontology annotation, molecular function: ATP binding; protein kinase activity. Bases 1 to 1302 code for a protein of 433 amino acids. The transcript is spliced from 5 exons. NCBI's taxonomy places the organism in Eukaryota, Fungi, Ascomycota, Leotiomycetes, Helotiales, Ploettnerulaceae. Gene Ontology annotation, biological process: protein phosphorylation.
AUGUUUGCAGGACGCUUCUUGCGGUUUACAUCCCCGCGACCAAUCCUCCAUUCAUCUACUCGCAUCAGACGUCCUGCCAUGGCCUCGCAACAAUUUUCGGAUCGGGCUAUGUUUCCACCCCGUGCGUUUGACUCGACCGGGUUCGAGGUCAUUGAUCCGUCUCAACUAGUGGAGGAGGAGCGCCUCCCUUUCUACAACCGCGAUCACUAUUACCCUAUGCGGAUUGGCGAAGUGUUGAAGGACCGCUAUCAGGUAGUUGCAAAGCUUGGCUACGGUGCCAGCUCGACUGUGUGGCUGUGUCGCGAUCUCAGCGAUCGAUCAUAUCGGGUGAUAAAAGCGCAUGUCAAUACUCUCAAACAUAUUCAGGAGCUUGAUGUCUUCAAUCACCUGGCUAGCAUCUCUGUGGAGCACCCAGGUCGGCUGCACGUCCGACAGCUUGAAGACUCUUUCAAGAUGAAGAGCUACAAUGGCGAACACGAGUUCUUCGUUAUGACACCUCUAGGUAUGAGUAUGAGGACUUUGCAAGACUUGCACGUAGGUGGCGUCUUUGCCCAAAGUGUUGUAAAAGGGGCUCUUGACCAGGUACUCUUUGGGCUGAAUUUCCUGCACGAAGCAGAUGUGACCCACACAGACCUCCACUCGGAUAAUUUGCUUAUUGCUAUCACGGACGACUCCAUUCUCUCAAAGGUAGAAGAGGACGAAAUUCAGACUCCGUCUGCGAGAAAGCAGGUUGGUGAUGAUGUGAUCUACGUCUCACGGUACAUGCUGGGUGGCGCUGGGCCCCUCGUUAUUUGCGACUUCGGACAAGCACGCAUUGGCAAUAAACACAUUGGCAACGCUAUGCCAGUGCCAUACCGCGCUCCUGAAGUUAUUCUUGGCAUGGAAUGGGAUAAUGCUGUGGACACUUGGAGUUUAGGUCUCUUGAUCUGGGACUUUAUUGAACGAGAAGGGCUAUUUGGCGUUUAUGAUAAAGCAUCCGAGGAGCUGAAUGAUGCUCACCAUCUUGCAGCCAUGACCGCCCUACUCGGCCCGCCACCACCCGAGUUUCUCAAAAGGAGCAAGAACACUAGCAAGUACUGGGAUAUUGACGGAAAAUGGAACGGACCUGUCCCAUUGCCAGAUGAAAAGAAAAUUCAAUCUCUUGUGACGAAUCUGACGGGAGAUGACAAAGAAGAGUUUUUGGAUUUAGUCUCUGGGUUCCUCUGCUGGGAGCCAGAGGAGCGCCUCACUGCUGGACAGGCAUACUACCAUUGUUGGCUGCGAGGAAAAUCUGAUGAGCCAAUACCUACUGUGGGAAAUUGA